This is a messenger RNA of Stomoxys calcitrans (stable fly), 957 nucleotides long. RefSeq names its product arrestin domain-containing protein 17. Gene Ontology annotation, biological process: protein transport. The record is from RefSeq and is a predicted model, not a curated record. Gene Ontology annotation, cellular component: cytoplasm. Bases 142 to 957 code for a protein of 271 amino acids. The transcript has 3 exons. NCBI's taxonomy places the organism in Eukaryota, Metazoa, Arthropoda, Insecta, Diptera, Muscidae.
CUUCAGUUAGUGUUGCCGCAAGCACCAACGGAUAAACAUUUUAGGCGUCACAUAAACACACAAGCUCAACAUAUUGUUGUGGCUAGUGUGUAAAUCAUAAAAAUUUUGAAAAUAAACUAAAAGUUAAUAAAUUUUGGUAAGAUGCCUUCGACGUGCGAAUUUCAAUUGAACAGCCCCAAUGGCGUUUAUUACAGCGGCCAAUGUGUUAGUGGAAAUAUUAUUUUGAAAACCGAAUCCGAGAAAGAUAUACGCAGCAUUCGCAUACGUUUCUUGGGUGAGUCGAAGGUUAGUUGGGAGGAGCAUGAAUCUCACAGGGACUCAGACGGUCAUACCAGGACAAGAACUAUCUAUUUUCGAGCCAAUGAAGUGUACAUCGAUAAUUCCACCAUGGCGCGUGGUGCUGGAAAAUUGCCUCGCGGUACAUACACCUUUUCUUUCAACAUAAUGUUGCCCAUGGCUUGUCCCACUUCGUGCGAAGGCAAAUAUGGACAUACACGUUACGCUUUGUGGCUAAUAGUGGAUAGGCCGUUGCGUUUUGAUAACGAAUUUAGCAAACCUUUGACCGUACUUAGAACAGUGGAUCUCAAUUUGAACCCAGCAUUCAAGGUGCCUGUUCAAGCUGAGGAGAUAUGUUCUUUGGGUUGCUGGCCCUGCAGCAGUGGCAAAAUCACUUAUAUACUACGAGUGCCUUUCGGUGCCUAUGCACCUGGUCAAACCUUACGCUAUUCUUUGCUUAUACAAAAUCAGUCUAUGUCCGAUAUAAGCGGCUAUGAAGUCGAGUUCAAUGAAACGCUAACAUUUACCGCCCAUACGCCGCGUCACAAGACACGUACAACCGAUAACACACUGGCGCACCAAGCACAUGAGGAUAAAUGUUUACGCCUCUCAAAUCGCGAAUUCCAUGGAGAAUUAGUUUUACCCUCACUUCCUCCGGAUACAGAAGGCAGCGGUAAGUAA